UAAGUCGUCUGUUGCUGUUGUUGUUGUUGUUGUUGUUCCUUUUUUUCUUUUCUUUUUUUCUCGUGAUCUGAGUCAGAUCAUCUGACUGACAUCUCCAAACAAGUUACUGCUUGGUUGCGCACACGUUGCAAACACAUCUUAAACUAACGUCGUGUUUCACCCUCCAUGAUAAUUCGUUAUACCGAACAUCUCGUUUUUAUUUAAGAACGAGGGCUUUAGUUUAAUGAUCCGAGAAAGGGUGUGCUUAAUGGCAGGUAAGCUUGGUUAAAGCCAAAGACUGUCAACACUUUGGGGUUGUGUAUGUGUGUGUGUGUGUGCCAAUGGUCGUUGCUGUCACUGGCAGUGUCCAUAGAUCCUACUGUACGUAAAAGGAGUUAAAUGGACCUGUUAAUGUGUACAUUUUAGAGGCCCCUACAUGCACUUGUUAGUUUUGCAGUUAUGGCAAGCCUGUUUAGCUGUAAUUGUAUUUACUAGUAAUAUCUCAAUUAGAGAGCGCUACAAUUUAUUUUCUAUUAGUAAGAAUUCCAAUUACGCUCUCUUGUUUUAUUUUUUACAAGUAAGAAUGCAACUGCAGAGCUCUACAAUUGAAUUACUGAGCUCUGCAAUUGCAUUUUUACAAGUAAAAACUCCAAUUAAAUUUACAGAUGAUUUUCCACUAGUAUGAAUUAUAAUUACAGAGCUCUGCAAUUGCAUUUUUUAAUAGUAAAAAAUAAAAUAUAGAGCUCUAAGUGGAAUUAUACCAGUAAAAAUUCAACUAUGAAGAGUAACGCGGGAACAUUUAAAGAUAAUUUAGCCUUUCAUAUGCUGUGACAUCCAGUCUCUACCUGGUUCCAAGACAACCAUAACGUAGACAGAUACGUUUAUGUUGCCUUGGAUAAGUGACAAUCGAUCCCGUCUCUCCUUCAUGGGAUGUUGAUGAGAUAAUUUGGGCCCCUUACAAAGUAAAACUGGUGAUAACUGUUUAUUUUCAAGAACUUUCCCACGGCAUCUAUUUUUCUUCUCGGUUUAGUGUUGACUGAAAACUGGCCUUCUGUGCGAAGAAAAAAGUUACAGUCGCAGAUUCUGCGAUUCAGCUGUCUUUGCAUUAGGCUAUAUCACAACUGCAGGUGUAGCACACAGUCGCAAACAGAAAAUGUUUGCCAAGGGCAUUGAUUUUGAGCCUGGUCAGUUCUGUUCAAUUAUUGUCAAAACGUGGAGCAGUCGAAAGGAAACACCAACAUAAUCUACUGCCAGUUGUCAGCUUUGUGUAAACAGUGAAACCAAUGGUGCAGCAGGGUCACAUGGUCACGGUGGCACACCUAUGAGGCCCUAGAACGGCGCCAGUCGCUCAGACUGCAGGUAGAGCAGAGGUCCUGAUCAGAGGCAGGGCGCUGGCACAUGUGUUCUUUUACGGCACGGUGUCCCCGGUCUGUGGCAAUCAUGAAUCGGGAAGAGCAUUAUUACCCACCUAACCAUCUGUACAAGGAGCCUUGUGCCUUCCAGAGACACCAGAACGAAGACUACAGCCAAAACCCUCCGCCUUGUCUGUAUAUGAGCAGACAGACUCAGUCUGUCUACGCGUCACCUUCUUUGGGCGCAGAGGACCAACCAAAUCUUACCGACGUUACUUCUUAUAGCAUGUCCACCCGGGAUGAUCUGGCAGUGCCUCAUCUCCACCUGCCCCAGACUCCACAGCCACUUCUACAGACAGUCGGUGGUUAUGGAGAGUCUCUCGACCCGUGCGGGGAUCGGAACAGAUACCACCUCCCUUUCCCGUGGAUGAAGUCAACUAAAUCUCAUACGCACUCAUGGAAAGGACAGUGGACAGGCUCUUACAUGGUAGAGGCCGAGGAAAACAAGCGCACGCGGACAGCUUACACCAGAGCGCAGCUGCUCGAGCUCGAGAAGGAGUUCCUCUUCAACAAGUACAUCUCGCGCCCACGCCGCGUGGAGCUCGCGCUCACCCUCAGCCUCACCGAGAGACACAUCAAAAUCUGGUUCCAAAACCGACGCAUGAAAUGGAAAAAGGAGGAGGACAAGAGGAGAGCCAGAGGAGUGGAUCCCGAACAAGACUCCUCGAUCACAUCCGGGGAUCUGAAAGAUGAGUCGUGUCUCGCCCCGGGAACUCUAGCGGGACCCCCCUCACCCCUUCACGCUCAUGUACCUCCAGCUCCACGAGACUCUGCGUAAAACGCAACUGACCAAAAGAGACAUCUGAGAUUGUGCCAUCAACACAAUCUAUUGGCUCCUGCAAUAUGAGUGGAACUACUUAAGUGUGCACAUCAGUAAGAUAUUGUCCCAUUCUCACAAUGACAACAGGUGUGGUCACAUCUUCUCUGUAUACUUUAGACUGGCAGUAAAGAGCAAUCCCAGUUUAAAUGUUUAACAUGCAUUUUAUUUGGAUGUAAGAGAGGUUGGAUGCAAGCUUCUGUGGAGUCAAUUUCGUGGGAGGUGUUUUUGUGUAGGCCUAAUCAAAACUCAGCACUUCAUUUAGCUAAAUAUGAAAACACCAACCAGCUCUAUGAGGACAUUGCCCAAAAAAAAAAAAAAAAAAAAAAAAUGAUAAUAAUAAUUUAUUCAUAUUUAUAGAUAAGCAAUGGAUAGUUUUGUUCCUUAAUUUUAGAAUGUCAUGCAUUUUCACAAAUCUAUAAAUGGGUAAAUAAUGUAUAUCUCCAGUAACAUGCUUUCAAUAACAUUCAGAAUAUUUAUGAUACAACGGGGCUAAAAGGAUACCUUUAGGAAAAUAUGCUUUUUUUCUGGUCACAAUAUGUAUCAAGAUUGAUUUUUUAUUAUUAUUAUUAUUAUUAAAUAUUGAUGGAGAAUCAUCAUUUGUGUGAUAAGAAAUAAUAACAGAAAGUUGUUUUGAUUAAAAUUCAUUAAAUUAAAAAGUUGCAUGGCGAGGGGGCAUUUUACCCCACACUUGGGAUAAAAGGCCACCAUGGGGUUUAUAAUGAUAAAUAUAGGGGCAAUAGUUAUAGAGCAAAAUUUGUCAACUUAGCAAAUAGAGACAGCAUGCUUUUUGGGGUAAUAAAUUAAGAUCAUUCUUAUUCAAUAUACCUGUUCAUUUCAGUCACAUUUGGCAUUUCAUAACAUCUUAAGUAUUCUAUAAACAAAUGAAUCUACAUUGUGACUGGAUCAGUCAAUGCGACCCCACUUUGAACAUUCUUCAUAAUAAAUCUUUUCUCCCCACAAAAGGAAUUAAACAACGUGUUUAAUGGGGGCCUUCUUUAGCCCCUACUAUAGGGGGG
Myxocyprinus asiaticus (Chinese sucker) is the source of this 3227-nucleotide messenger RNA. Its product is annotated as pancreas/duodenum homeobox protein 1-like. Gene Ontology annotation, biological process: regulation of transcription by RNA polymerase II; type B pancreatic cell differentiation. The record is from RefSeq and is a predicted model, not a curated record. The transcript is spliced from 2 exons. Gene Ontology annotation, cellular component: nucleus. Gene Ontology annotation, molecular function: RNA polymerase II cis-regulatory region sequence-specific DNA binding; DNA-binding transcription factor activity, RNA polymerase II-specific. NCBI's taxonomy places the organism in Eukaryota, Metazoa, Chordata, Actinopteri, Cypriniformes, Catostomidae. Bases 1378 to 2169 code for a protein of 263 amino acids.